Schistosoma spindalis is the source of this 2870-nucleotide messenger RNA. The record is from the annotation of a GenBank genome assembly. Lineage: Eukaryota; Metazoa; Platyhelminthes; Trematoda; Strigeidida; Schistosomatidae.
UAAAAGAUAUGCUAGAUAAAAAGAUCAUAGUCCCUUCGUCAUCUCCAUGGGCAUCCCCUAUUGUCUUAGUGAAAAAGAAAGAUUCUUCUCUACGACUCUGCGUAGACUAUCGACGCCUUAAUGCUAUCACUAAACGUGACUCCUUUCCACUCCCACGGAUCGAUACCACGCUAGAUGCCUUGAAAGGCGCAUGUUGGUUUUCGACUUUGGACCUAGCAUCUGGGUAUUGGCAAGUAGAGGUCCGACCGCAAGAUAGAAAAAAAACGGCAUUUAUAGUACCAAAUGGUCUGUAUGAAUUCCAAGUGAUGCCCUUUGGUUUAACGAAUGCCCCGGCUACCUUCCAAAGACUAAUGCAAGCAGUGUUACAAGACAUAGUACCCAACAAAUGCCUGAUAUAUCUUGAUGACAUUAUUGUGUAUGGUAGCACGCCCGAACAACACAAUACCAAUUUGAAAGCAGUCCUUCAGCGCCUUCAACAACACAAUUUAAAAGUAAAACCGUCCAAAUGUCGCCUGCUGCAGAAAGAAGUAAUCUUCCUCGGACACCGUAUCACUGCAGACGGGGUAGGCACAGAUACAGAAAAGACACGUGCGAUUGUUAAUUGGCCGCAACCACAAUCACCCGAAGACGUUCGCAGCUUCCUUGGGCUAGCCUCUUAUUACAGACGCUUUGUUCGCGACUUUGCAUCAUUAGCAACACCUUUGCAUCGAUUAACACACAAGGGACGAAAAUUCUUAUGGACUAGCGAGUGUCAACAAGCGUUCGAUGCUUUGAAAGCACGAUUGACCUCCCCACCUAUAUUAGCCUUUCCGGAUACCUCAGCAGGCGGGGGUGAAUUUAUACUCGAUACGGAUGCUAGCUCCUCGGCCAUUGGAGCAGUUCUGUCGCAAGUAGAUCGAGAUGGACACGAAAGAGUCAUCGCGUACGCCAGUCGACGAUUAGAUAAGAGUGAAGCACGGUAUUCUACAACACGUCGAGAGAUGUUAGCACUAGUAAAAUUUUUACAACACUUUCGCCAUUAUCUACUGGGCAAACCCUUUCGUGUGCGCACGGAUCACCGUGCAUUACAGUGGCUCCGCUCUUUCCGCGAACCAGAAGGGCAAGUAGCACGCUGGCAGGAACGGCUACAAGAGUUUAACUUCACAUGCGAGUAUCGACCGGGAAACCGACAUACAAACGCGGAUGCCCUUUCCCGAAUACCCCAGACCACAAAUAAUGUUAACGCAAUUCUGAGUACAGCGUUAGAGACUGAUUGGCCCUCACUACAAGCAACAGAUCCAGACCUGCAGAUUAUUUACCAAAGACAGUUACACGGGAACAAUAAGCCAUCCUGGAAGGAGUUAAAGGAUCAAACCCUAACAACGCGUCGUAUUUGCACCAAAUGGAGUAACCUAAAAUUAUAUGGGGACACGCUAUUCCUAAUUAAUGAAUCGAAACAACCCCUGCUGAUAGUACCGCGAGUCAAAGUCGAGAGCAUUGUGGAGCAGGUACAUCGUGAACUUGGUCAUGCGGGAGAACGAAGGACGGAACAUGCUGCCCGUCAACGCUUUUGGUGGCCAUCUAUACAUGAAGAUGUAGCGCGAUUUUGCAAGAAUUGUAACACGUGUUGCCGUUUCAAAUCACCUCAGCAGACACCCCGUGCACCAAUGACACCGAUGGUGACAACAGGACCACAUCAGAGGGUCGGCAUAGAUAUCAUGGGACCAUUGACAACGACAAAGAACGGGAAUCGCUACAUACUGGUUAUGGUGGAUUAUUUCACAAAAUGGUGUGAAGCAGUACCCACUCCACAGCAAGAUGCCCUUACUGUCGCCCGAGCUUUUAUCGAUCAUUGGGUCUCUCGUUAUGGUGCACCAGUCUCACUUCAUUCCGAUCAAGGUCCAGCCUUUGAAAGUCAACUCAUCGCUGAAAUAUGCCGACUAUUGGGAAUCAGGAAGACACACACUACUGCGUAUCACCCAGAGGGUAACGGCCUCGUGGAAAGAACGAACAGGACUAUUAAAGCCAUCUUACAGUCGUUUGUCAGCAGAUCGUCACCUGAAUUAUGGGAUAAUGUGCUCCCUCAAUGCCUUUUAGCGUAUCGUACGUCGAUACACGGUUCCACGGGAUUCUCACCUGCUAUGUUACUGUUCGGGCACGAAUUACGCUUACCAGUAGAGAUACAGUCGCCCCUACUACCUUACGAGGAACAAGAGCAUGUACCGUACAUACGUACUCUCCGCAACCGCUUAGCUGAUGCAUACCGCCUGGUCAAUAUCAACUUGCGUAAGGCUAGCGAACACCAAAAAGAUAUAUACGAUCGUCAGGUGCAAGGACCAAAGUACACAGUCGGAGAUCGCGUCUGGCUACGCCGUCCAAUGACUUCGUUAGGGGGUUGCAGUAAAUUCCAUCAACCCUGGCAAGGCCCUUUUGAAAUUGUCCUCAUCCGAUCCCCCACUACGUUUGUACUACGAAACAUACAACGGCCUAAUGACGACGUGAUAACAGUGCACUACAACCAGCUAAAACCGGAUCGGACGACGUUUUCCUCCGAUGUUCAGUUGGCCGAACCACCGCCGGCCACGAGAUUUUAUGAGGUUCCACCUGAAGGAGGGUCAGCAUAUCCAUGCCCAAGACCAGGCGCUGAGGACAGCGCCUCAUUAAGAGAGGGGGCGAUGUAACAGCGUCAAAAUCAUUAUGUAUGUUGUGUUAAUGGAUUCUGUUUUCCUUCUAUUGCAGGGCGAUCGAGAGUAAACGCUCUAGAAGAAGAAGAACAAGCCUUGCAUGCACUGAGCCUGCAGGAUGACGCAUAAGACUGUUUGGUAAACUAACCCCGCCUUUCUGUACACUCCCCGCGAAUUUUAAUUUUUAAAUAAAUCUCUGGUGGUUCC